AUGAAUAAUACAUGUAUGUUCAUGGAAUGCUGUUCCAAUGGUGCGGAAGUCGAAGAGGAUCUCUCCGAAUGCACUGUAUCGUCCCGAGAGUUCGAUGUCAAUGCGCUGAAUGUCGAUCACUUGACGUCCACGGCGCUCUUCGACGCCAUCCAAAACAACGAUUGGAGCGCCGUAGACUUCUUUUUAGACACUGGGACGUUCAGUUUCUCUCCCUUCCAGAGUUACGACGAAGGCUGCAAAGCAGCAGCGGAAGAACAGUCAGAGACGUGGGUCGUUUGCGAGGAUGACGAAGGCAGGCUGAUUUGGCGACAACUGCCGAUCCAUGCAGCAAUUUGCUAUGGAGCUCCAUUCAACACUGUCAAGGAAUUGAUUAAGGUGUACCCAGCAGGCUUGCGCUGUGCAGAUGUUGACGGCAAUCUUCCUAUUCACUUGGCGUUCAGGUUCAACUGCACCGAUAGGAUCUUACGCCUUAUUCUCAAAGCUUUUCCCGAGGGAAUGGAAGCCGUCAACUGCAGUGGCAAACUUCCUUUGGAGUGUGCUGGUGAUAAAAUGCAAGCCAAGUUCAGGCUACUUCAGACGUUCAUUGAAUGUGCCGGCUAUCUUGACGACAAGAGUCUAAAUCAAAAGCAGGAUGAACUUGAGGCUGCCCAGAAGACCAUCAUAGAAGCCACCGAAGAUCUCUCCAAAGCAAAAAGGGAGCUGUCAUACAUCAAGAAGUUCCCUAUUCCAACCGCAGAGACUAGUAGUGACAGGGGGCUCUCGCGCUACUGGAAGAAAGUGUCAAGCAGGUUGCUCAAGCGAAAGAGCGAGCUGUGA
This is a messenger RNA of Seminavis robusta, 816 nucleotides long. NCBI's taxonomy places the organism in Eukaryota, Bacillariophyta, Bacillariophyceae, Naviculales, Naviculaceae. The record is from the annotation of a GenBank genome assembly.